Messenger RNA from Trypanosoma rangeli, 2622 nucleotides. RefSeq names its product argonaute-like protein 1. The transcript has a single exon. Bases 1 to 2622 code for a protein of 873 amino acids. Gene Ontology annotation, molecular function: RNA binding; protein binding. Lineage: Eukaryota; Euglenozoa; Kinetoplastea; Trypanosomatida; Trypanosomatidae. The record is from RefSeq and is a predicted model, not a curated record.
AUGGAAAAAGGUAGUGGAAGAGGAUGGCGAGGAGGAGGCGGCGGUGAAACCCAUUGGUAUCGUGGCAGAGGCGGAGGUAGUGGUGUAAGAGGUUGUGGCGAUUUUGGCGGCCGUGGCCGUGGCGGUGGCGGUGCACAUGGCGGUGGCAGCUGCUUCCAGAAUCAAGAGCGAGAGAAGACCGCCAUCGUUGACUUUGCCAGGGAGAAAAAGUACAACUGCCCUCUGGAGGCUAUCUGCAACAUGAUACCGCUCAAGUUUGACCCAAACAAAGAAGUCUUUGCCUAUAUUUUGUCGUAUGAAUUCAAGGAUGGUGCCCCGAAUUUGCAGGAUGGCCUGAAAGAACGGGCCUCAGAGGAACUGCUGCGAAAGAUGCGAAAAGAGUGUCCUGAAGUCAAAAAUUUUGAUAUCGAUUUGUGCGUUUGCACAGGUCAAAGUAUUUUGUCCCCAGAACGACUCCCAAUUGAGGAAUUCACACAUGAGUUCACAGUAAAGUCAAGAAAGGGUAACCGUGUAUAUUCCUAUAUUCUUACCAUCGCCAGACCUGAGGUUAUCGUACUCAACGGCGAAAAGUAUCGAGUUGAGGUGAACAGCAUUGUUGGGAAGGCAAUACAAGUAUGCUAUGGAGAAAAGAUGGGUGGAAAGUACGCCGAUAUUCGGGCGGGCACGACGGCUCCUGGAGGACGCAUUACCACCUUCGAUUGCGUUGUGCCAAAGGUGUUGACCACCACAGCGAAAGGGGUGCAGAUGGCGGUGCUGCAGAUCGACGCGCUGGUCUCUGUUGCAUCUGCACAAAACUGCCUUGAAAUUCUCGAAGAUAUAAAACGACGUGGAGACCAAAACGUCCAAAGGGCACUACUAGAGCGCUUCUCAAAGAAAAAGGUCUGCACCAUCUUUCAUGGUCACCGCGGAGCGGUUUACACAGUAAUUGAUAUCUCGGACAAAAAGGCGAAAGAAGAUGCCGAAUUGAAGAAAAAUCCUGGGCAGACAUUUGUGGAGUACUUUGCACAAAAAUACGGUAUACAUCUCAUGCCUAAGCAGGUACUGUUCAGGUGUCGUACGAGUUCAGGCAAGAAGGUGCUGGUGCCGCCGGAAGUCUUGCAUGAAAUGUGCAUCAGUGAACAGGACCGGCGGCAGCUGCCGCAGCUCUGUUCGCUGUACCCAAAUGAACGCAUGGAACGGGUCAAAAAAGCGAUCGAGCGUCUCAAACAUGAGAGUGAUGGCAAAGCCAUGAAAAUUCUAAAUUCCUUUGGAAUUUUGCUGCAGAACAACUUUUUGAAAGUUGCUGGAAAUGUGCUGCCGCCCAUUUUAGUUCUUGUUCCACAAGCAAACGGGCACAAAAUUGUCGAUACUCUUAGAGAAAACACUCAGCAAGGCUUUGUCCGGGAGCUCGGGGGAUUACGGCAUUCAGGCGACCGAAAAGCCAUGGGAGUUGUCUUGUACGACGAAUCCGGUCAGGGGGAACAAAUACUAGGUGCCAUCAAGAACCAUCUGGCAAAGAUGAACGCCGCCAUGAUGCUAGAACGGGUGCACCAUGCGAAAAGUUUGAACGAGGUCAAAAAGCUUGCGUCCAAAAACGCAUUUGCGUUUGCUUUUCUGCGUCAGUUUGAUAAGGAGUGGUACAGAACUUUGAAGACAACGUGGACGAAUAAGGGCAUGCUAAGUCAGGUAAUCGUGAAGGAUUUGACCGGGCCCCGUGGAACACCGAUUGCCAUGGCUGUGGCGCAGCAGGUGUGCGCCAAAGGUGGCCAGCUGAAUUGGGUACUGGACAUCAAUAAAUUGUGCCCCUCACUUGCCUCUAAAAUUGGAUCCGCAGGAAUAUUGAUUAUUGGGGCUGAUAUUGGAAGAGAUAAGCAGGAGCUGCGCACCGACGAAUCAACGGUCGAGCAAGACAUUUAUACGGUGGCCUUUGUGGCCUUCCACGUCCGUGGAACGCGGUGGGAAACUUACUGCGGCCACUACCAAGUGGAUGGCCGCAAGCGAAGUUUAUUCGCUCAGAGCCCGCAAACGGAGGGCUCAAGUGUCUUGGAAAAAGCUUCCAUGCCCUCUGAGGUGCUCUCAGGAAAGCUGAGAGGCUUCUUGGACGAGGCGAGGCGGCACUUUCUGGACAAGGGUUUACAAACUUCUGCGGUGCUGCUUCUUCGUGGUUGCGCGUCCGAGGGCGAGCUGUUGGCGGCCAAGGAGCACGACGUGGACCUGCUAAGUGGGUCCUUAAAAGAAAACGUCCUGUGGGGAGUUGUGGCGUCGCAGCGCUACCAACAUACACGCUUUGCCGCCGCCACACCCAAGGAGCCAGACACACUAUGCAAUGUCCCACGCGGCUUUGUGACGUGUGAGGGGACCGACUCGAAAUUUGGCGAGUCAUUUUUUCUUAGCAGUGCGAACUGCACACUUGGCCACGCGCGCGCCACGCUGUAUGUCGUGCUGGGGAGAAAACAAAAUUUUUUGCUGUCUGAGAUGCAGGCACUACUGUAUGGGAUGUGUUUCCUGUACCCGAACAAAACGGAUGGCCUCCCGUUGCCACUGCCGCUGAAGUGCGCGUCCGAGUACGCGCGGAAGUUUGUGUUUUUGCGCGAUGUCAAAAACCCUUCAAAGGAGAUGCGAGACAAGCUGCACUACCUGUAG